AUGGCUGAAGUGGACUUUAGCACGGAUGACGAGACGCUGUCGGGGGCGGCCUCGCCCGUGGCUGCAAACGGGCUGCGCCCGCCUCGCCCACGCCGCCGCAAGUCCUCCUCCCGCCAAGGCAUGAGGCACAUCGACAUUUACAUCUCCCCCAAACGCCCCAGUCUAGAGGCCAGCCGACUACUCACGGCCUUUUUCGGCGCACCUGCCGGGCCCCCACAAGCUCACGCCGCCUUGUCACACCAUACUCUGCCAGUGUCCCGCAACUACUACCGGUUUAGCCGCCUGACCGAUGGCAUCACCAACGUCGUCCUCAAGUGCACUCAGACUGAAACCCGCCCUGAAUCACCGCACCCACACAUCCUGCUCAUGCGCAUCUACGGUGACAAUACCGAGCGCUUGAUCGAUCGCGAGGCUGAACUGACAUCCCACGAGCUGCUGGCCUCCCAGUCCCUGGCCAUGCCCUUGUACGGCUCUUUUCUCAAUGGCUACGUCUAUGGCUACAUGCCUGGUGACGUUUGCUCCAGUGAUCAACUGGCUGACGAAAACGUGGCCAUCCCGACCGCACAACACCUGGCUCUCUUUCACCGCACCAUGUUCAAGGCCGCCACCCCCUCUGCCAACGUUGCUGCUGCCGCCCUUCGAGGUGGUCCCUUUGAUCUCAGUGCUGGCAACUCUGUCUGGCUCGCUACGGUCCGCCAGUGGCUGACCCUGCAGCCGGCGGCCAGCGUCUCUGACCCCCGCCUACAGGCCGAGUUUGCCCACCUAACGGAUAGCCUCCUUGUCACCCUCACCAAUCAAGUCGUGGAGGCUUGCAAGCCACAUGACUCUGAUCUGGUCAUUUGUCAUAAUGACCUCCUAGCUGGCAAUAUUCUGCGGCAGGAAGAUGGAAGCGUCCGCUUUAUCGACUACGAAUACUGUGGUGCCAAUCCCCGUGCCUACGACUUUGCCAACCAUUUUAAUGAGUACUGCGGGCUGGGACCCGUGGACUUUGGAAAGUAUCCCAGUGUGGAUGCUCAGCGUCGCUUUGUGGAGGUGUAUGCCGAUGCCCUUGGCGGUGAUAUGCUGCAGACGCCCGAGUCGCGUGAGGCCUUUCUGGCUAGCAUUGAGGCCCACCGCAUGGCAUCCCAUCUUUUGUGGAGCAUCUGGAGUCUGUUGCAGGCAACGAGCAGCCAGAUUGAGUUUGACUACGUUGGUUACGCCCACGAGCGCAUUACCGAGCUGCAACGCCUGCUGGCCGGACGCGAUGCAGAUGUUCAUGUCAAACCUGCGCCUCUGACCACUGAUGUCUGAUUUGGUGGC
This is a messenger RNA of Monosiga brevicollis MX1, 1299 nucleotides long. RefSeq lists its product as uncharacterized. Lineage: Eukaryota; Choanoflagellata; Craspedida; Salpingoecidae. Gene Ontology annotation, biological process: phosphatidylcholine biosynthetic process; phosphatidylethanolamine biosynthetic process. The coding region runs from base 1 to 1290 and encodes 429 amino acids. Gene Ontology annotation, cellular component: cytoplasm. The record is from RefSeq and is a predicted model, not a curated record. The transcript is spliced from 8 exons. Gene Ontology annotation, molecular function: ethanolamine kinase activity; choline kinase activity.